This is a messenger RNA of Dichomitus squalens LYAD-421 SS1, 1374 nucleotides long. RefSeq lists its product as uncharacterized. The record is from RefSeq and is a predicted model, not a curated record. The transcript has 4 exons. NCBI's taxonomy places the organism in Eukaryota, Fungi, Basidiomycota, Agaricomycetes, Polyporales, Polyporaceae. Bases 7 to 909 code for a protein of 300 amino acids.
GCCACGAUGGCCACGAUGAGUACUGCCAAUGUGGCAAGUCAAAACAGCCAUCUGUUGUCUGCUGAGAAGCUUCCAUCUUGGGCAGACAUAUCAUCCUUGUCGGAUGAAGAGCUGUUUGCCCUAUACGAUUCAUGCGAGCAGAGAUUUCCUCAGCUAUCCAGUGUCAAUUUCAAAUCUGUCUGUCGGAUAGCGUCUGAUGCUGUGAUGAAAGCUGGUGGAAUUAUGCAACACGUCGAACCAGUCACCAUGAGCCUCGUUCGUGGGUCAACUACGAUUCUCCUCCCCACUGUCCUGCGUUCUUUGAAUGCGAAUGGACGUCUCGGCUUUAUCAUGGAUUAUAUCCCAGGUCAGACGGUUGCACAGUGCUGGAGCCGUCUAGGCUUGUGGCAGCGCUUCCGCCUCUGCUGGACGAUCCGUGGCUACAUCAGACAACUCCGGCGGGUCGUGAUCCCCGGCAUAACCCGCAGUGAACUGUUUCCAGGGCCCAUAGGCGACGAGCCCCAGCUUUGUUACGGGCCUAUGUUCUCUCACGACUAUGGCGGAGGCCCGUUCGCCUCUUAUGAAGAACUCACGACAUGGUUUAUGCACAAGUUGGACGUGAACCGAAACAUCAGGAAGACUCCCACGGAAGACAUCACAUUCGACUCCUCGUUACCCCUCGUCCUUACCCAUCUCGACAUUUCUCCGCACAAUGUCGUCGUCGACAAUAACUCCCGUAUCUGGUUGAUCGAUUGGGAAUUUGCAGGAUUCUAUCCCCAGUGGUUUGAGUACGUUGCAAUGCGGAGCACUUGGGAGAUAGCUGGUAGAUGGAAGCGCUGGAUUAUCGGUUUCAUGGCUGGGUUCUACGAACGUCAAACCCGUUUCAUCUCCGAGAUCGGCUGGGCUAUUGGUACAGGACAUUUCUUGUGAUACCCAUAUAACUAUCGCGACACUACUUCAACUAGCAAUUGAUAUCUACAGAUCGGAGAAACGCAGUGUUCUAACCGAUUCAGAUAGAACUCACUAAUAAAAUUCUCCUCGCCGGAGGGGAAGAGGGAUCUUGCCGGGUUGCAGUCUCGCCUGCUCUGCGUGGAAAUCUUGCAGCUUCGCCACCGCUCCGUCCUCGACAAGACGAGCAUUCUGCAGCUGCUGGAGUACAUUCCAAAUCCAAAACAAACACCCCGAACCAGAGGCGUCGAACUUGUAGCGAUCCAUGCGGUUGGAGACGAUCAGGUCGAUAACUUGGCGAACCGUGAGUCCGUCCACUGAAGCUAUGGGAAGCUCGAUCUUGAUGAGUGCGUUUGAAUGCGCGUUGUCCUUGCUCGCGAUGAUCAGGUUGCCAAAGGGAGGGUUUGUCGGUACCAUGUCCAAGAGAACGGCACGGCUCGUAGAAAC